This is a messenger RNA of Phlebotomus papatasi, 4955 nucleotides long. RefSeq lists its product as uncharacterized. Gene Ontology annotation, cellular component: endoplasmic reticulum. The coding region runs from base 1 to 3711 and encodes 1236 amino acids. NCBI's taxonomy places the organism in Eukaryota, Metazoa, Arthropoda, Insecta, Diptera, Psychodidae. The record is from RefSeq and is a predicted model, not a curated record. The transcript has 6 exons.
AUGCAUGUUAACCUGCUCCUCCUUCACCCGUUCUGUCCUUCUUUGAACUUAUACUUUAUUUUCCAGUUGUGGAUUUCACUUGCAGACCAAUACUUACACACAAAAAACAUUGAUUGGAAUGAAGAGCAAGAAAAGUGCUUUUGUGAUCAAUCCGGUGUUGAUGAUGAGGAACUAGGAGCACAAAUUGUUAAAGAUCUGCAUCGAACUGGUUCUAGUUUGUGCUCAGGUCCUGCUGGAUCACUGAAUCAAGCAAAACUCAAAAAAGUUCUUUUAGGAUAUGCACGAUGGAACCCAAAUGUGGGAUAUUGCCAGGGAUUUAAUAUGCUUGGAGCGUUAAUUCUACAAGUAUUGGAUAAAAAUGAAGGAGAUGCUAUUAAAGUUAUGAUAUACCUCAUUGAAGGUGUUUUACCACCGAAGUAUUUCUGUGAUUCUUUGAAUGGUCUUCAAACAGAUAUGGCAGUUUUUAGAGAUUUGCUGUCCACUAAAGUUCCUCGACUUUCGAAACACCUGUAUAAACUUCAAGGUUCAUUCGGAGAGGAAUCAUUCGAGCCACCUUUAACUAAUGUCUUUACUAUGCAAUGGUUCCUCACUAUCUUUUGCACUUGCCUUCCAAUCAAUUCCGUUCUUCGUGUGUGGGAUUUAAUUCUUAUUGAGGGCAGCGACAUCCUAUUACGAACUGCUUUGGCUAUAUGGACUUUUUUGGAAGAUCGUAUUAUUGGAACUAAGACUGCAGAUGAUUUCUACUGCAAAAUGGGCACCCUUUCGGCAGAACUAUUGAGUGGAAAUCUUAUUGAUUCUAACAGCUUAAUGCAGAGAGUUGUAGACCUUGGUCCAAUAACUGAUUUAAAACAGCUAAGAGAAAAGCAUGUAUACAAUGUUGCCAAUUUUAAAGACAAGAAAGGAUACAAACUCUUCUAUUCAGAUGACGAAGGAGACUCAGAUGAUGAUUCACGAAUGGCUGUUGCUACAGCUUGGGGCCUUCGUAUGGGUCGCCGUGAUUCAGUAGGUGUUCCAAAUACUCAAAGACCUUCAAGUGAUAGAGAGAAAGUUGUGCUGGAUAUCAACUUGCUUAAACAUCAAUAUGAACGCCUAAGAGAGAGACAACGUCAGGCUCAAAUUAUUCUUACUGCUGCUUGUGCCCGUCAACCUGCAAAUGCUUCAUCAACACCAUCAACAUUUCAAGUUAAUCAAUUACUCUUUGGUCGGAAUGCUAUACUCAGCAACAAAGGUCGACGUAUUGGUCCGCCACAGGGUGCAAUUCCACCUCCAAGAAGGUCGAAUACAACAACUAAAACUAGAAGUUCACCAAAAUCAACAAAACGAGACGAAACUCUCAAUUGGAAUAAUACAGAUGCAGCAAAAAUGAGAAAAAAUAAUCUUAAAUGGAAGGAUGCAAUACAUGUUGAUGAAGUGAUGGAUAAAACAGAAGAGCAACAUAGUGCGACUGAGGAUGAGUCAUCUUCCGCUCACGUUGUUACAAAAUUCAGGAAGCGAAGUGAAUCCUCUUCAUAUAGCGAAGAUUCAAGUACAAGUACAAGUUUAUGCGAUGAUGAAGAGGAUAAUACUUCAUCAUUUGACGUCAGUCCCUUUAAAAAUAAAAUUAGUCCAGACAUUCAAGUGCCUACGAUGAAUAAAGCAGAAGAUAUUCAAACGUACAUACGAAAUUCAGAAGAUGAUUCUGAUGUGGCAAGUAAUAUGAUGCUUCUUGAAAAUUCAGAUGGGCCAUUUCCAAAUUUAGUAGAUGAAGUUGAUAAACCUAAAACACCUCCAAAAAUAUUCUUUGGUGACAAUACUAUAUCUCUUGUUGUAGAGAACGAUAUAACAACUACUUCUGAGAGUCAAAAUACUAUCAAACCAAUUGAAGUAUCCAUUAGUAGUAUUACAAGUACGAGUCAACUCUCACCGAUUGGUGACUUUUCAGGAUAUCUCAGUACAUCUUGUAUCAGUCCACUGAGAACACCAUCAUGUACCCUAGAAUUCUCAGAUUUCUUAACUAAUAUUUCCGGAGAUCCUUCGCCGGAUCAUCAAUCUGAAAGCACAAAUUUUGAGUUUGAUGACGAUAAGUUUAAUAUAGAUGAAACAGGAAUAACAAACAAAUUAUUUGAAAGAAUCCUCUCUAUUGAUUUGCCAAAAAAUUUAGAUACACAUGAUAUUCCAAAAACAGCAACUAAAUGUUUUACCACGGUCACCAGUUCCACUGAAAAUAUAAUGUCUGAGAGAGAAGCCCCUCGAUCAAUAUCUCUAAAUCCAGCGGAUUUAUGUCGACAAAAUACACCACUGUAUUGUUCAAAAAUACAAGACCUUUCCCAGACCACAUUGAAUUUGAUGACAAUUCCAACUUGCAGUGAUGUUAGUGACUUUACUGUUAAUACUCCUUCCCGAAUAUAUGAAUCAACGUCUGACCAAAAAUUAAACAAAGAUGCACCAGAAGUGAGAACUCUUUCUGAUACAUUUGAUCUAAAAAAUAUUGAUCAUAAUUCAGAGUGUCUCAAUCUAAAUAGUUCGACUGAAAAAUUAAACGAAUAUUCUUCUACAAGACGAAAUAGCGAUAGGGCUUUAAAAAUUAUACAAGAAAAUUCUUUAAUAUUGCAUCGUUUACUGAAGAAAAAUACAUCAGAUGCAGAACAAAUUUGCAAUGAAAUGGAAUAUGAAGAUACAGAAUAUAUGAAAGAUUUGACGAAUAAUGAAGUAAUGAAUUAUCUUCCUAAUGAAGUAUCUUUUGUUUCUACUGAAGAGCCUGAUGUGACGACUGAACAACACAUUACGUCAUCAGUAGUAUCCCCAGAAACUUUCGGCAAUAACGAGAUUUUAGAAAGCAUUGAUACAAUUCAUUUAAAAAGUAAACCCAGUUCUCCUACUUACCCUAAAAUGACACCUAGUUAUUUAGAUAAUUCGCCAUGUAAAAAAGCUGGAUCUUUUGAAGAAACGAGUAUGUCAAAUAUAUCCGAGACCCUUACUUCAAUAGAGAAUACCAUAAAAUCUAUUAAUUCAUUGUGUCAGGAUCGAGAAUCAACUCAAACAAGCCGCAGAAGUCGUCUAAUGGAAGAAAUUGAAGAGAUUAUCAGGGCACCCAACCCAAAGAAAUACGAAAAUUCUAAACACAGAUCCGAAGCAAUAAAUAUUUCAUCUUCAUCUGAGCUUAAGGAUGUUAAUAAUUUAAUAGUUACAGACAACUUAUCAAUAGUACCAAGAGGAUCGCGUGAUUUAUCACGUGCGGCGUCACCAAGAAGACGGAGAGAUGAAGAACGCGAAGAGUAUGAAAGUCGCGCAACAAGGAAUUCAUCUACAGUACCCAGCAUUACAAAAACUUUCGUUGAUGCAAAUUAUACUACAUACGCUUCAUCAUUAAUUAGUAGAAAGUAUCCGGAUAAACUAGAAAUUCGUCAUACUACUGUAACAGCCACAUUGUAUGAUAGGUACUUAUUACAAAAGAAUGAAAAAUCAACCAGACUCGAUAAGUCCCCGUCCUCACCGGUUAUUACAAAAAAUUAUUCUGAUUAUUUAACUGCGAUUUCAAAUGAUCGCAUUACAAAAUCAGCUGAAAAUUCUCCAUCGCGGUAUUAUCCUCCAACGACAAUACCUCACAAUUCUGAAUAUUCAUCUUCAAAAUCACCGUCCUUACUUUCAAAUUUAUCACCGUCAAAAGAAAAACAGCAUCUAAUACCACUUAAUAUGUCAAAUCAAAGCUACGAUGAUAUUUCACAUAGAUAGUUACUGUUAAAGUAUAGAAAUAAAACGGCUGUCUUAUAAUCGCCACCUUUCCAAUCUUCACUUCUGUAAGGAAGAACGAAUGCCUUGAAGUAUGAUAUACUGCUCAAUAUGAAAGUUGUAUUGUACCGACUAAAAUAAACUCGAAUUGUGUAACUAUUAUAAAAUCUUUACCCGUUGUAAAAUAUACUGGAAGCUUAAUCUCAGUAUAAUAAUGUAAUACCAACAGUAAAUCCAAUUAAGCCAAAUUAAUGUACUGUUUCCAUGCAUAUUUCGAAUACUAAAAAGAAACAAAUAUAUUAAGAACUGUAUACAUAAAACAGCAGUACAUUACAAUUAACAUUUUACUUGUGCUUAAAUUUAGAGGAUAUUAUUUUUGUGAUAAGCAAUGAAUAUACAAAUUAUAACUAGAUAUUUAUAAAAGAAAAAAAAACAAAUUCGUCUAAAAUGUGAAUUAAUUUAGUAUAGUUUUAAAGAUCUUUAUGCUUGUGCCAACCUAAACUAUAAAUUGUAACAAAUUUCAAUACUCAUAAAAUACUAAUAUAGUAAGUUAAAAAAAAACAUUAUUUUAAAAUUGAAGAAAUUGAUUUGAAGAUGGAACGAAAAGAAAAUCAAAUUAUUUAGAAAAUGUAGUGAACGAAAAUCACAGAUAUUAUAUUCAUGUAUCAUUUUUUUAAUUAGUUGUUAUUGUUAUUAUUUUGUAUUUCCAUGUAUUUAAUAUUGCACUAUACAGUUUCUUUAGCAUGACCUGAUCAUUCUGAUACGCAAUCAUGUGAGUAAUCAGUUACAAAAAAUGACUUAUUCGUAUAUAUUAAAUUAUUUACGUAUGCUAUAUUAUAUUAUGCAAAUUAAUUAAUUUAUUAAAAAAAAACUAAUUUAUUGAAAAUAAAAUCGUUAAAACUAAUUAUAUAAACUAUCAUUGAUCAACAUGCUUUUUAAACAGAUCUCUCUGAAACAGAUAUAGAAAAAAUAUUAAAAAUAUCUUUGUGAAUAUUUGUACAUAACUAACCUGUAAAAAAUAAUAAACAUUGACUUUCACUGAGAAUAAUAGAUUACUUAUCUUUGAAUUGUGAAGUGUAAAUGAAACAUUUCAAUUAAUAUAGUUAAUUCCGUUUACAAAAAAAACAUCCAUAUUAAUAACUUGUGUUUGAGGUGCUGUUUCAAUUGUUAUCCUAAAUUUUGCAAAUAAAAAAAAAUGUUAUAUAAAAAUAUUGGACAAAUACAUUUGUUGCAGUAAUAGAAAAAGA